Molecule: messenger RNA, 884 nt
Organism: Mustela lutreola (European mink)
Lineage: Eukaryota; Metazoa; Chordata; Mammalia; Carnivora; Mustelidae
Gene: GLRX2
Product: glutaredoxin 2
Exons: 4
Coding region: 366-737 (123 amino acids)
Source: RefSeq, a predicted model, not a curated record
AACGUUCUGCGUUGGAUUACUUUUUUUCUUUUAAUUCUGGAUGUAAACUCUUAACAAUCCCACGAUUUAUACGGGCUGUGGAUCAGCAGCCGCAUUUUAAGAUGACACAGUUAGGCUCUUAGAUCACCGGCAGAGACACCUGUCUGACCGGAAGUUGUGAUGACGCUGCUACCUUCCUGUAAACAUCCCAGGCAUUUCGAGUCAUUCUUUCGGACAGUCAUUUUUUUUUUUUUUUUUUCCUCCGUUUCGCCAGAAUGUCGGCCACAGUCCCCACGCGUCGUUUCCACGGGCCCCUGGGCCUUGAUGAGCGUCCCUAACCCCUAAAGACAGGAGCGGGGCUGGGCCGAGCCCUGGAAGCCAGCAGGAUGGGGAACAGCACAUCAGCAUCUUUGGGGAACUCAGCAACUGCUCCUGUGAAUCAGAUUCAAGAAACAAUUUCUGAUAACUGUGUGGUGAUUUUCUCAAAAACAUCUUGUUCUUACUGUACAAUGGCAAAAAAACUUUUCCAUGACAUGAAUGUUAAGUAUAAAGUGGUGGAAUUGGACAUGCUUGAAUAUGGAAGUCAAUUUCAAGAUGCUCUCUACAAAAUGACCGGUGAAAGAACUGUACCAAGAAUAUUUAUCAAUGGAACUUUUAUUGGCGGUGCAACUGACACUCACAGGCUUCACAAAGAAGGGAAAUUGCUUCCACUAGUUCAUCAGUGUUAUUUAAAAAAAAGUAAGAGGAAAGAAUUUUAGUUAUGUAGGCGCUCAUAAUGUUGCUAGUAAAAUGUUGCUAGUAAAGUGAUAAUGCCUGAUAAUGCCUUUUAAAUGUUUGAGGAUGUUUUAAAUUUGUAAAUUGUCUUCCCGAAAAAGUUGUAAAACAAUAAAUUGCUGUGGAAUCUC